Protopterus annectens (West African lungfish) is the source of this 3071-nucleotide messenger RNA. RefSeq names its product nuclear FMR1 interacting protein 1 (gene NUFIP1). The transcript is spliced from 10 exons. The coding region runs from base 6 to 2924 and encodes 972 amino acids. Gene Ontology annotation, biological process: box C/D snoRNP assembly. Lineage: Eukaryota; Metazoa; Chordata; Ceratodontiformes; Protopteridae. Gene Ontology annotation, cellular component: nucleus. Gene Ontology annotation, molecular function: RNA binding. The record is from RefSeq and is a predicted model, not a curated record.
UGACGAUGCAGCAGUCCGGAUGGUAUCCGCCUCCUCAUUCUGUGUUGAGACCACCAGUUUUUUCUCCUCGGUCGGGCACUCUUCCAGCUUGUAAUUUUUCUUCACCAAUGGGUCCACCUCCGACCAGUGGUAUUUCUCAACAUUCAGGGGGUCCACCUCCGACCCCUGGCUUUUCUUUACAGUCAGGGGGUCCACCUCCGACCCCUGGCUUUUCUUUACAGUCAGGGGGUCCACCACCGACCCCUGGCUUUUCUUUACAGUCAGGGGGUCCACCUCCGACCUCUGGCUUUUCUUUACAGUCAGGGGGUCCACCUCCGACCUCUGGCUUUUCUUUACAGUCAGGGGGUCCACCUCCAACCUCUGGCUUUUCUUUACAGUCAGGGGGUCCACCACCGACCUCUGGCUUUUCUUUACAGUCAGGGGGUCCACCUCCGACCUCUGGCUUUUCUUUACAGUCAGGGGGUCCACCUCCGACCUCUGGCUUUUCUUUACAGUCAGGGGGUCCACCUCCGACCUCUGGCUUUUCUUUACAGUCAGGGGGUCCACCUCCGACCUCUGGCUUUUCUUUACAGUCAGGGGGUCCACCUCCGACCUCUGGCUUUUCUUUACAGUCAGGGGGUCCACCUCUGACCUCUGGCUUUCCUUUACAGUCAGGGGGUCCACCUCCGACCUCUGGCUUUCCUUUACAGUCUGGGGGUCCACCUCCGACCUCUGGCUUUCCUUUACAGUCUGGUGGACCACCUCCGACCUCUGGCUUUCCUUCACAGUCAGGAGGUCCACCUCCGACCUCUGGCUUUCCUUCACAGUCAGGGGGCCCACCUCCAAACUGUGGUUUUCCCUUACCACCAGGAGGUCCGCCUCCGAAUUCUAGAUUUUCUACACCAUCUGUCAGGGCACCUCCAUGUCCUGGCUUUCUUCCACCAUCUGGGGGGCCACCCCCAAGUCCUGGCUUUCUUCCACCAUCUGGGGGGCCACCCCCGAGUUCUGGCUUUCUUCCACCAUCUGGGGGGCCACCCCCGAGUCCUGGCUUUCUUCCACCAUCUGGGGGGCCACCCCCGAGUCCUGGCUUUCCAUCACCAUCUGGGAGGCCACCCCCGAGUACUGGCUUUUCUCAGCAGUCAGGGGCUACACCUCUGAGCUCUGACUGUCCUCCAACAUCAGGGGGCACACCACUGAGCACCAGCUUUCCUCAGCCGUCUGGGACUCCACCUCCGAGCUUUGGCUUUCCUUUGCCAUCUGGGGCUCCUUCUCCAAGCUCUGGCUUUCCUCUGUCAACUGGGGCACCACCUCCAAAUCAUAGCCAUCAUCCACCUUCAGCUAAUUGUCUACCUGUGCCAGGUGGCCCACCAUCAACGUCCAGUUUUCCUACAGGCCUUCAUCAGUCUUCUGGUCUUCCUCCAGCAUGGUUUUCUAAUGCAUCCCAGUCUUUUGGUAGCACUUGUGGUUUUGGCUUACCUACUCCUUCACUGCCACUACAGUCAUCAUCCUCCUCUCCCUCUCAAAAUGGACAGUCACAGUGGGGACAGUGGAAUAUGCCAUCUCAGCAAAAAAACUGGUUUAAUAAUUAUUAUAAAAGACCAUUCCAAGGAAGAAGGCAUCCUUUCAAUCAGGAGAGACGUGACUGGCAAACUGAAAAGAAAAAGAAAAAGAAGAAAAAGGAGCCUGUUUUUACACAUUUUUGUGACACUUGUGACCGUGGCUUCAAAAACCAGGAGAAGUAUGAUGAGCACAUUCUGCAGCACACAAAGUGUGAAUAUAAAGACUGCAACUUCCAAGCACAUUGGAAACUAGUACAGAUUCAUGUGAUGAAUACACAUGCACAAGGGAAGAAGAUAAAACUUGAUACCCCUGAAGAAAUUGACAUAUGGCGAGAAGAAAGGAAAAAAAAUUAUCCAACUUUGGCCAACAUUGAAAAGAAGAAAACUCUGCAGAAAGAAAGAGUGGAAAGAGGAGAAGUACUGACUACAGCAAAGUUUGGAAAGAUGAAAGGUAAAGGACACAGGAAAGACUUUUUUCUGCCCCGGUGGUGUGACAGAAGACAAGGAAAAUUCAAGGUGAUGCAGAAGAAAAAGUUUCCUAAAAGAUUCAAGCGCUGCCCAAAGGAUAAAGAUGAGCAGGAUGAACAGAAAGUGGUCUCUUCUGGUAGUGUUGAUGUAGCAAAUGAAACCGCAGUCGAUUUAACAAAUGAAACCAAAGAGUCCUGUGCACAGACACCUGAAAAACCUUCUGAGAAAGAUGCGGAUCCUCUGAGCCUUCUAGCAGGUGGUGAUGCUGAAUCUGACAAGGAAGAAGACAUUUCCAAGUGCAAGUCUGCCUCAUUGUCCAUUUUACCCAAACAGAUGACAUCAAGUCUUUGUGCCCUCAUGACUAGCUAUGGCAGUAUUUCUGACAGUGAAAAUGAUGAGGGUCCAGAUGUUAUUCCUGCUAUCAAAGUUGUGGCUGAAGAUGUGUCCGUUGAAACUGUAACAAACAUUACAAAUGGAAGUGUGAAAGAGCAUAAUAAAAAUGCACCAGUUGUGAAGUCCAAAAGACAGAAAAAAUACUCAAGAUACAAGCGAAACAGAUCGAAACAUAAGCAUAAGGAACUGGUACCAUCACCUGUGAAGUGUCGUCCAACUCUUCUGGAAAUGUUAUUGGCCCGAGACAUACGUCAUGAACGAAACGUGAUUUUGCAGUGUGUCCGUUACAUUGUUAAGCAUGACUUUUUCAGACUUCACGCUAAGAAUUCCAGAAGUAAAGUUGCGUUGUCUUGCAUAGAAUCAAAGACUGAGGAGAGCUGUGAUAACAGGACUCAUAGCUGUGAAGCAGAUAAGCCUUUUGACCCCAAGACUGUGGAAAAUGAUCAACAUUUUGUAUUGCUCUCUUCUGACAGUGAGGAGUGUAAUGUUGCUGCUCCUUUCGAUGAUGAAAUCUGGGAAGUGUAAUCCUCUAUGAAUUGUACAGAAGUUAUGUUUUAAUAACAAAUGCCAUAAGAAGAAUUAUGAAUAGUACAUGUGAUCCUGAAGUGAGAUUGGAAAAGCGACAUUACUACAUUUGAAUAAAAAUCCAUAUUUUGUUACUGUUUUAACUUA